This is a messenger RNA of Fusarium mangiferae, 1266 nucleotides long. RefSeq lists its product as uncharacterized. Gene Ontology annotation, cellular component: inositol phosphoceramide synthase complex. The transcript is spliced from 2 exons. The record is from RefSeq and is a predicted model, not a curated record. NCBI's taxonomy places the organism in Eukaryota, Fungi, Ascomycota, Sordariomycetes, Hypocreales, Nectriaceae. Gene Ontology annotation, molecular function: inositol phosphoceramide synthase activity. Bases 1 to 1266 code for a protein of 421 amino acids. Gene Ontology annotation, biological process: sphingolipid biosynthetic process; inositol phosphoceramide metabolic process.
AUGGGAGUCGGUUCUUUUCUUGAGCCACUCAUCGUCGUGACUCUCCUCUUUGGGGGUGCCUACUUCAACAGAAGUAAGGACUACAAUUUCUGGACAAACAAGUCAGGAAUCGCCAGCAUCAAGAGUUAUAAACGAUCCGAUGACUUCCCGAAGCGAGACUCGACCGAUAGUCUUAUGAGCGGAUGGAGUGGUUCGCGGUCACCGAGUCUCGACUCAAGUUCUCAGCCGACUCUACGCCGCCGCAAGCUUCAAGUGCUUGGCUAUAAGCGCAUCGUGUCUACACCAAACACUCACAUAUUUGAGGAUCGACUCCUGAGCCGCCUUCUCAAGAAGUUGCCAUUCUUGGUCGAGUGUUGGUACUGGUUUCUUAUUUACUUUGUGUACCAGGUCGGUCGUGCUAUCACUGCGUUGACUCUCGAUGAGGGCACUGUCGAUGUUGCCCGCAGACACGCUCUACAAAUCAUCCACCUCGAACAACGGCUUCAUAUCUUCUGGGAGAUAGACUUUCAGAAGUGGUUCCUGGCUCGACCUGCUCUUCUCCACUGGAUCAACCGGAUCUACUCAUUCAUCCACAUUCCAGGCACCAUUACCUUUCUUGUUGUCCUCUACUACUUCACCACCACCCGACAUCGCCGCUAUGCCGCUGGCCGUGUGAGAUCUGAUACAGUGGCUGCCGGUCCUGCUUUAUACGAAGCCCGUCGACGUACCAUGGCUAUGUGCAAUCUCCUUGCUUUCGUUGUCUUCACAAGCUGGCCUUGCAUGCCUCCCCGUCUUUUGAGCGAUCCUGAAUAUGAGGGCCCUGAUGCUGAGGAGGCCAAGAGCUUUGGCUUUGUCGACAGUGUUCACAGUGGUACUGGAGAGAGCAGUGUCUGGACCACCAACCGAUUCUGCAACCAAUAUGCGGCCAUGCCAUCUCUGCAUUUUGGCUACUCUCUUCUUGUCGGCCUCACCGUCGCCACUAUCCCUAUUACCGGCCUACGAUCUACCUCUUGGAAGCGAAUAGUCAUUGUUGCUGCUGGCAUGUCAUACCCAGCCUUGAUUCUCACUGCUAUUGUCGCCACAGCCAACCACUUCAUUCUCGAUGCCGUAGCUGGUGCUAUGGUCUGCGCUAUUGCCUGGAACUGUAACGACUUCCUCCUCAACUUCUGCAUCCUCGAGGACUACUUCCUAUCCAUGCUUCGCCUUCACAAGCCAGUGAACUGGACCGACCCUGAAACAGCUGUCGAGCCCGAGUUCCAGACUGGUCUCCUGAGUGAAGACGUCUAG